UAAAUGCUCCCGUUCAUCAGGUUCAAGACCAAACCUACCAAAAAUGCUCAAACCAAACCUACCAAAAUGCUCAAGUAAAUACUCCUAUUCAUCAGGUUCAAGACCAAACCUACCAAGAUACUCAA
Racocetra fulgida is the source of this 125-nucleotide messenger RNA. The record is from the annotation of a GenBank genome assembly. Lineage: Eukaryota; Fungi; Glomeromycota; Glomeromycetes; Diversisporales; Gigasporaceae.